GUUUCUUCACUGCGGCGGGUUGUUUGUGUUCGAGCGAGACGUCUUCAACGUGAAACACGCUGUUUUUGAGGUGGAUGUCCGUCGGAUAAUUUCUCAAAGGGUUUUGAUUCUACUUUCCGUUUUAAAAGUGGUUCCUGUAGUUUUGUGACAUGUCUACAACGUGUGCCCGUGAGUACUCCCGGGAUGGGAAGUAUUUCGCUUUCAUCAACAGCCAGGGAAAGCUGGUCGUUUACGACGUUGAAACGAGCAACGUGAAUCAGAUUUAUACUCCGAACCUGCACCUGAAUGUUCCGUGCACCUGCUUCGCUUGGGUUGAAAUCGGUGGUCAGAGCAGUGCCAAGAAAAAGAAGAAAAGAAGCAGUGGAGCAGGAGUGGGCACUCCAUCUCAGACUUGUGUGGUUUUCGGAACAAGUAAGGGAGGAGUGGCACUCUACGGUUUGGCUUCGGCCAACAUCGAGAAGGUGUUCAAAGGCUCUGGACAUUCGGGCCCGAUAGCAGCCAUUUGCGUCGGCGAGGGUGAUUGCCUGUUCACAGCCGGUUCCGACGGAAAGGUGAUCGAAUGGAAUCUGCGCGAAUGCGAGCAAAGGAAGGUUCACAAUUUGGGGGUAGAAAAAUUGAGCUGUUUGGCAGUGAUCGAAGCAGGAUCCACGGUUUUGUCCGGGUCCAAGCAGUUGAAGCUAUGGGAUUUGGAAGAUGGUCAUGCGGUAAAAACAUUCGUAGGCCAUACUUCGAAUACGAUUCUGACGAGGAAAAUAGUCAGCGAGGACGGUCAGGUUUAUGUGCUAACAGGAUCGGUGAACGAUCGGAAUGUUUCAUUGUGGUCAACCGAAGGGGAUGAAAGGGCACCCAUUGGAUUGUUCACACUGGAUGACGCUCCAGAGUAUUUAUCUGCCCGAGUGGUGGGCAAUAAGCUGCAUCUGGUAGCAGUUUCCAGGACCGGUGUAGCACAUUACUUUGUAAAAAGUUUGGACAAAAUCACCAUCAACAAACCACUCAAAGCGAACUACACAUACGAAGUGGCGCUGGAUGUGGCUGGGACAGGUUCGAAAGCCGUUGAUCGGUUACCAAUUGUAACCGCCAGUGUGGAAUUUUCCGCAAACCAGGAACAAAUUCUGGUAGGCUACGGAUCCGAGUUGAGUCUCAAAUUCGAACAAAUCACCAUUGAUAAGGACGUCAAGCAAAAUGUCAUCAUCCGCGAACAAACGAAAGGUCUGCACAAAGAUAAGAGUGAGAAGAACUUGAAGAUGAAAACUCCCUCCGUCGAUAUAUCCACGGCCGAGUUUUUGAAUCCGGUCAAUGCCAGCAAAAAGUCGCUGAAAACAAUUGAAAUUCCGAUGGAAGCUCGUUUGGAGAAUUUGGCCCUGACCUCGGAUGGUGAUUCCAAGUCCGGCCGAAUCAAUCAGAAGAACAUGGUGCACUUGUUGGUGCAAGGCCUCCACAGUAAGGAUGCCGAAAUCCUGCGCAGUGUGUUCAGUAAGAACGAUUUGGAACUGAUACAGCGAACGGCGGAACGACUUCCAGCGCAGUAUGUCAGCAUCCUAUUGAACGAACUGUCUAGUCUGAUGCAGAAGAAAACUGUUCAUGUUGCAACUGCCGUAUGUUGGCUGAAGGCAUUGAUACACAAUCACACCAGUCAGUUAAUGGCACUGGGAUCAGAGAAUCUGUUGUCUAACUUUGGAACCUGCCUGGGAAUAAUUGAAUACCGAGUGGACCACGCCAACUCCCUAUCGAAGCUCAGUGGUCGUCUGGAAUUGCUAGUCAGUCAAAUCGAUCGGACGGAACGAUUGGAUAAGAGUUCAAAUCAAAUUUCGAACGCGCAGGUGCUGAUUCAUCAAGAGGAAGACGACUCGGAUGUGGAUUCGGUUAUCGGUAAGGACCAGGAAGGUUCAUCCGGUGAAGAGUACGACGAUGGCUUGGAAGACGAAGUAGACAACGACGACGACGAGGAUGACCAGGACGCUAUGGCUGGAAGCUUUGUCCGAAUGCGGAAUGGAUCAGCAAAACAGGCCGACGGGAGCUUGUUGAGGCUGAAAGUAAAGGAAGAAAAGUUCAACGAUGGUGAGGAGGAUGAGGAAGACGAGAGCGACGAAGAAAUGGACAUUUCGGAUUAGUGUAGGAUUCAGAUUAGUUUUUUUUGUUAUGUCAUAGAAUGGUUAUUGUAUUUCUACUUACAAUAUACAACUUUAGUAGACGUAAA
Messenger RNA from Armigeres subalbatus, 2197 nucleotides. RefSeq names its product WD repeat-containing protein 43. The record is from RefSeq and is a predicted model, not a curated record. Gene Ontology annotation, cellular component: nucleolus. The coding region runs from base 150 to 2111 and encodes 653 amino acids. Gene Ontology annotation, biological process: maturation of SSU-rRNA from tricistronic rRNA transcript (SSU-rRNA, 5.8S rRNA, LSU-rRNA). Gene Ontology annotation, molecular function: protein binding. Lineage: Eukaryota; Metazoa; Arthropoda; Insecta; Diptera; Culicidae. The transcript is spliced from 4 exons.